This is a messenger RNA of Cotesia glomerata, 1632 nucleotides long. RefSeq lists its product as uncharacterized. The transcript has 2 exons. Bases 1 to 1632 code for a protein of 543 amino acids. NCBI's taxonomy places the organism in Eukaryota, Metazoa, Arthropoda, Insecta, Hymenoptera, Braconidae. The record is from RefSeq and is a predicted model, not a curated record.
AUGGGCAGUGAGGACUCCGGAAGCGCACUAGCUAAUCGGAUGGAUGCACGUUGUGGCUACAAUAACCUUGAUUCAUUCUUUGCUAGACGCAUCGUCAGCGAGCUGGAUGCUCUAUUGAAUGAGCAUAAUGAAUUGUUGAAAAUAUUCAAAUCCCACAUGCACAAAUUAGAAAGCGAUAAUCACGCUAUUGUUAUUAAUCCUGAUAAAACACCAGCUGGAGAACACAUUCGUAGAUUCAAUGCACCUGUUGCUGACGACGUUGCUGGAAUCAUGGUUGGCGAUCGUACAGGUGCACGAGACAUUGUGAUUCGUAGGAGAAAUAAUAAUCUUCAGUUCAUUGCUGAUACACACCGUUCAUAUGACGCUCUCCAAUAUCCGCUAAUCUUCUGGAAGGGACAAGACGGAUAUAGCAUAAAUAUUAAACAACGAGAUCCCGUAUCAGGAGCCGAAACAAACAAAAACGUUAGUUCGAAGGAUUAUUAUGCGUAUAGAUUGAUGAUUAGACGCGGGCUGGAUAACGUCAUUCUACGAUUUCGAGAGCUUUGUCAACAAUUCAUGGUCGACAUGUACGCGAAGUUAGAAGGCGAACGACUACGAUACUUACGAUAUAAUCAACUCAAGCUACGGGUGGAAGAGUACAUUCACUUGCGAGACGCUAUUGUCAACAACGCCGACGCCGCCGAAAUUGGUAACUCUGUCAUUCUACCAUCAUCGUACGUAGACAGUCCACGUCAUAUGCAAGAGUAUAUACAGGAUGCUCUGACUUUCGUGCGCGAAUAUGGGCGACUGUGUUUAUUUAUCACGUUCACAUGUAAUCCAAAAUGGCCAGAGAUUACAUCUUUGCUGUUGCCUGGCCAAAAUGCAAUACAUCGUCAUGACAUUACAGCACGUGUGUUUAGACAAAAGCUGAAGCCAUUAAUAAAUUUUAUUAUUAAAUCACAUGUAUUCGGUCCCAUACGUUGCUGGCUGUAUUCGGUUGAGUGGCAAAAGCGAGGAUUACCUCAUGCCCACAUUUUGGUUCGGUUAAUCGACAAAAUCCGUCCUGAAGAAAUAGAUAAUAUCAUUUCUGCAGAAAUUCCCGAUCCGUCUACUGAUCAAAUGCUGUUUGAUAUUGUUACAGCAAACAUGAUUCAUGGCCCAUGCGGUACUUUUAAUCGUUCAUCGCCUUGCAUGUCAGAUGGAAAAUGUACAAAAAAUUUCCCUAAAGAUUUCACUAACGAUACAAUCACAAAUGUGGACGGAUAUCCAAUAUAUCGUCGAAGGAAUCCAGAUAAUGGCAGACAAUCAUUUAUUAAAAACAUCAGAAACACAGACAUUGAUAUUGACAAUCGUUGGGUCGUGCCAUAUUCGCCCCUGCUGAGCAAAACAUACAAUGCUCAUAUUAAUGUUGAGUUCUGCAGUUCUGUGAAGAGCAUCAAAUACAUUUGCAAGUAUGUCCAUAAAGGCAGUGACAUGGGGGUAUUUAGAGUGGAAAAUACCAAUGUGAAUGCUCCUUCAGUAAAUAAAAACGAUGAAAUAACGCUCUACCAAAUAGGUCGGUACAUCAACUCCAAUGAAGCUGUUUGGCGUAUCUUUGGUUUUCCAAUUCAUGAACGGGAUCCAGCAGUUGUUCAGUUAGCCAUACCAUCUUGA